AAUCGGCUGGCAGUCGGCUCAGCUCCUAAUUACUCCACUUGCUUUUCGACCACCAUGUCAGCAGAUGCACAAACAUUGAAGCCCGUCGACCUGCGAUCCAUCUUGACUUUCACAGUCCAGCUUGCGCGCACUGCUGGUACAUUAAUUCUUGAAGGCUCACAAGCCAUUCAGUCAACUUCGGACGUCAAUGAAAAGAAGAAUUCCGUCGAUUUGGUCACUGAAUACGAUGUUGCUGUCGAGGAGCUCGUGAAGAGCGAAAUCGCCAAGGCAUACCCCAACUUCAAGUUCAUCGGAGAGGAAUCAUACUCCUCUGGAACUCGUAAUGAGCUCACGGAUGAACCAACAUACUGCGUUGAUCCGAUCGACGGGACCACGAACUUUAUCCACGGCUUCCCAUUCGCGUGUAUUUCUCUUGGGCUGAUCUAUCAGAAGCGGCCCGUUCUAGGUGUCAUAUACAACCCCUUCCUGGACCAUCUCUACACUGCGAUCGAAGGUCAAGGAUCAUUCCUCACCCGUGGUAAUAGCCAACCGCUGAAAUUACCCCUCACCAAGCCUAAGCCCCUUCCAUCCUUGCAGAAGGCUCUUUUGGCCGUCGAAUGGGGCUCCGACCGUGGCAAAAAGACGCUGGUACCAAAAUCCGACUCAUUUUUGCGUCUCGCGGGCGAUCCCGCGGAUGGUAUCGCAGGGGGACGAAUGGCCCAUUCUAUACGGUCCCUGGGCAGUGCAGCGCUUAAUUUCUCGAUGGUCGCUCAGGGUGGCCUAGACUUAUAUUGGGAAAUUGGUUGCUGGCCAUGGGACGUUUGCGCUGGUAUCGUUAUUGCCCAGGAAGCUGGCGGUGUAGUAGUUGGAUCUCAUGCAGCUUUGGCCACUGCGACAUCUGCUGGGUCUAGCAUCGAUCCUUUCAGGAUCACACCGGAUGUCUUGACAGGCCGAAAAUAUAUGGUCAUCCGUGCUAUCCCGGACACACCCAAUGAAACGGGUAGAGAGGCACAGUUGCGGAUUGCUAGGGAUUUCUACGAGACUGUAGAAGACGUUGAACCGAAGUAGCAGAAUCCUUCAAAGUACACAAAUGCGAGAUUAGGAUAUAAGAAUGAUUCAAGGCAGUUCUACGAAAGUCUAUGUCA
Suillus paluster is the source of this 1124-nucleotide messenger RNA. RefSeq names its product myo inositol monophosphatase. NCBI's taxonomy places the organism in Eukaryota, Fungi, Basidiomycota, Agaricomycetes, Boletales, Suillaceae. Gene Ontology annotation, molecular function: inositol monophosphate 1-phosphatase activity. Gene Ontology annotation, biological process: inositol metabolic process; signal transduction; phosphatidylinositol phosphate biosynthetic process. The coding region runs from base 55 to 1047 and encodes 330 amino acids. The transcript has 8 exons. The record is from RefSeq and is a predicted model, not a curated record.